Anolis carolinensis (green anole) is the source of this 1850-nucleotide messenger RNA. It is a transcript of the gene hmgb3, whose product is annotated as high mobility group box 3. The record is from RefSeq and is a predicted model, not a curated record. NCBI's taxonomy places the organism in Eukaryota, Metazoa, Chordata, Lepidosauria, Squamata, Anolidae. Gene Ontology annotation, biological process: regulation of transcription by RNA polymerase II. Gene Ontology annotation, molecular function: DNA binding, bending. Bases 170 to 787 code for a protein of 205 amino acids. Gene Ontology annotation, cellular component: nucleus. The transcript is spliced from 5 exons.
GGAGUGCGCGUGCGCGAGCGGGCGAGGGAGCGAGAUUGAGGCUUGUGCGCGGCGCUGGGGCUGGUGUGCGCGCGCAGCCCGCCUUGCCUUUGCCUUGCCUUUGCCUUCUUCGCCUGCUCGCAGCUCGCAGCUCGCCUUGGACUCGAGCGAACAAUACAGAGAAGUAAACAUGGCUAAAGGUGACCCGAAGAAGCCGAAGGGGAAGAUGUCUGCCUAUGCCUUCUUUGUGCAGACCUGCCGCGAGGAGCACAAGAAGAAGAACCCAGAAGUUCCCGUCAACUUUGCAGAGUUCUCCAAGAAGUGCUCAGAGCGAUGGAAGACCAUGUCCACCAAGGAGAAGGGCAAAUUCGAUGAGAUGGCCAAAGCCGACAAAGUCCGAUAUGACCGAGAAAUGAAGGAUUACGGCCCAGCGAAGGGCGGCAAGAAGAAGAAGGACCCCAACGCUCCAAAGCGCCCGCCAUCCGGAUUCUUCCUCUUCUGCUCAGAGUUCCGUCCCAAGAUCAAGUCCACCAACCCCGGCAUCUCCAUUGGCGACGUGGCCAAGAAGCUGGGAGAGAUGUGGAACAACCUCAGCGAUGGGGAGAAGCAGCCUUACAACAACAAGGCUGGGAAGCUGAAGGAGAAGUACGAGAAGGAUGUGGCAGAUUACAAGUCCAAAGGCAAGUUUGAUGGUGCCAAGAGCGCAGCGGCCAAAGCGGCGGCCGCGACCCGGAAAAAGGUAGAGGAAGAGGAGGAUGACGAGGAGGACGACGAGGAAGAGGAGGACGAGGAGGAGGACGAUGAAUGAGAAACUGUAUCAUACUUGUCUCCAUGUGAAUACCAUAGAGUAGGGGGAAACACAUUCGGAAAAGUAACCUGCACCUCUCAUUUGAGACGGUGUCUUAUUUGCCCUUUUAUUAGGUUUUAAUGAUGAGGAUAAAAUUUGGAUUUCCGAUCACAACACUGUCUGUCGCUUGUCCGAAACAACGAAAUAAAACGUCAUAAAAAAGCGUGUUAGGAAAAAAAAAAAGUACGGGAACCGAUGGGAAGGAAAAAUAAAAAUAAAAUAAUAAAAAAGAACCAUCGUAAACCGGUUGACGUUAAGUGGCCGCGGGGGGCCUUUUUAGGCUCCCCGAAACUGUAACAAAGUUGUACAUACUUCCAAACAUUUUUAAAACGAGAGAAAAAAAAAAACAAAAGAGAGAAAGAAAGAAGUGGAAACAAAAGACGCUCUAGUGUUCUCCUCAACUCUGUGCACUUUUCCUGUUGGUGUAACAAAGCAUUUAAAAAUGUUUCAAGCAUCUUAUUUUUUAAUUUGUAAGGUGGUGUUUAACUAUAUGGUUAUUGGCUAGAAAAUCCUGGGUUAUAAACUGUACAUAUCUAUAGUUUGUAAAAACUAGACAGAUUCUUGCGGUUCGUGCCCCGAGCGGAGAUCCGGAUCCUCGGGGCGCGCACCGCGAAAGUAGAUCUAUUUACACUACAGUGGGCGUCCAUUUAGCUUAAAGUUGUCUUUCUGUAUAUAGUGAGAUUAGCAUUCUGCGGCCAUUCUUAGUUGUGGAAGGGGAGGGGGAAGUUCAGCUGGCAUGAGGCAUUGUAUGGAAUCUUCUUUUUUUUCCUUUUCCCUUUUCGGUUAAGUGGGGGUAGUUUUUCAACAGAAGCCGUAGGUCUCUUCAGGGUCAGCUCCGAGCGAAGAGAGGAAGGCGCAGAAAUACCGAAGUUCGAAAACGCUCUGUACUUAAUAAUAAUAAUUAAAAAACAAAAGAGAGAGAGAGAAAACGAAAAAUUUGCAACAAAUGUUCUGUUGGUUUUUUGUAUGUUUAGAAUGCUGAAAUGUUUUUGAAGCAAAAAUAAACAGUAUUACAUUUUUAAAA